Messenger RNA from Cyprinus carpio (common carp), 1500 nucleotides. Its product is annotated as basic leucine zipper transcriptional factor ATF-like. Gene Ontology annotation, biological process: regulation of transcription by RNA polymerase II. Gene Ontology annotation, cellular component: nucleus. NCBI's taxonomy places the organism in Eukaryota, Metazoa, Chordata, Actinopteri, Cypriniformes, Cyprinidae. The record is from RefSeq and is a predicted model, not a curated record. Gene Ontology annotation, molecular function: RNA polymerase II cis-regulatory region sequence-specific DNA binding; DNA-binding transcription factor activity, RNA polymerase II-specific.
GUGGAGAAGAUGUGAUCCUCCAUCUGUCUGUCUGUCCUGUUUGUGAAGGUUCAUCAACACUGCUGUGAAUAAGAAGCUUUAUGCAAAGUUUCCAGGAAGCAUGUGACUUCCAGUCUAGUGCAGUAGAGGUUUCUAACUACAACCACAUCACACUUUGCUAAUUAGGCAGGGCGAGAGAGAGAGAAAGAGAGGGAGUGAAGCAGAGCAAGAAAGAAAGAGUGCGAGUGCUGCAGUCUUUACUCAUUCUUCAGUGGACCGCGAUCCGUUCACAUCUCUCUUCUGAACACAUGCAGUCUCAUAUAGCCUGAGACAGACAGAGACAGACAGACAGAUAAACAGGCUGAGAGAAAGACAGACGCUGAAGGAGGUCAAAGGUUUCACGGGGACUGAAGUGGCAUGGCUCAGGGCUCUGACAACAGCGACACCAGCUACACCAAAUCCCCCUCACCGGGCAAUAAACAGGGUUCAACGGAUGACGUAAGGAAGGUGAUGAGGAGAGAGAAGAACCGCAUCGCGGCGCAGAAGAGCCGAAUGAGACAAACGCAGAAAGCCGACAGUCUGCACCUGGAGAGUGAAAAUUUGGAGAAGGAAAACGCAGCGCUCAGGAAAGAGGUGAAAAGACUCACGGAGGAGGCCAAAUAUCUGUCCACGGUCCUGAGCAACCAUGAGCCGCUGUGCACGGGCCUGAGCGGCGCGUCCACGGAGAUUCUGUACGGCGCGCACCACGGCGCGUUCCACCAGCAUAUCAGCGUGCCGCACUACCCGCUCUGACCGGCAGAGGCCGCUGGAGUUCCGCACGGAAUCCGCCUGUGGGCGACAGUCAAUGAACUUUGGUUUGAGUCAUUAACCACAAAACAUCAGUCAUCAGCGGGCAUUGAAGUGAUCUUAAAAUCAUCUACUGAAAAUCAGAAAAAUAUAACAAAAGCCUCCAGAUGUAACGAUUUUUGUGACAAUGAUAUCUUAAUAUCAUCUUUAGUUUUUAUUUUUUGUCUGAAGUAAAAAAAAAUCCCAGCUCCUUGAACAAAACCUCAUGUCUGUAAAAUGCAAGCAUCUGUAGAGUUAAACGUCGGCUACUUGCAAAGGUGCAUGGCAAUGACACAAUGAAUGUUUUCAAUUUAGAUUUCAAUAGAAGCCACUCUACUGAUUCAUAUGAUCAUUUAUUUUAUUCUAUUUCUGUGAAAUGUUUAUGAGACGACUGGACUUGAUUCUAAGAAAAAAUGAUGUUGGUUGUUUAUCCUGUUCACAGAUUAUGUGUGAAUGUUUUUCUAUUAUGACUCAUUUAAGGUGUUGAAUUGGUCAAACAUUCUGAAUGUACUUUAUACACAAUUCUAGCCGAUUAUUUUUAUUCUAAACCCUUUGGGAUAUUCUAAAGUUGUACAAACUGCUGCGUUAUCCUAUAUCUCAAAUACGGAGGAAGGAACAUUUGUAUGUGAUCUUCUGCAAUCACCUGUGAUAAAAUAAUAAAAACAUAAAAUAUACACACAUUUUUAUGAAUUUGAA